UGAGAAAUGGAGGAUAUUCCAGUGAGCUUGAUAGCCCUGUGAACUCAGACGAUGAAGAGUGCGGAUUUCUUAUUCCUCAACAGCCACCUAAGAAGAAAUCUAAACUGAUAACUCAUUCAAAUCAUAUGCUUACCCUUAGGGCAUGUGAUGACAAUCAUUUCUUCCUAGGUAUGGAGUUUGAAAAUGCAAUCGAGUUUAGGAAAGCUAUUACCAACUACUGUGUGCGUACAGGCAGGGAUGUUCGCUGCACAAAGAAUGAUGCCAAGAAAAUAGGAGCUAGGUGUAGUGCUAACAAGUGUCCUUUCUACAUAUGGGCUUCCUGUCAUCGAGGGCAAGGUAAUCUGGUUGUUAAAACUUUUAUUCCAGUACAUAAUUGUGGUAGAUUAGCAACAUUGAAGAAGAUGAGAGCUGUCUGGAUUGCUAAAACAUAUCACAACAAGUUCAAAGUAAACCCUUAUUUGAGAUGUAGAUAAAUAGUCGAGACAAUUUGGACGGAGCAUGGUAUAAGGGUAUCUUUGUGGAUGGCUUUAAAGGCUAGGAGGAAAGCUCAAAAUCUCAUACUUGGAGAGUACAGAGAGCAAUAUUCAUUGUUGUACAGGUAUGCAGCGGAAAUUAAGCGAUCAAAUCCGAGGAACACGAUUAAGUUUAAGUUGAAUAAUAAUGUGUUUGAAAGAUUAUACAUCUGUUUUGAUGCUAUAAAGAAAGGAUUUCUUGCUGGUUGUAGAAAGUUUUUCGGGAUUAAUGGUUGCUUUCUUAAAGGUCCAUUUGGGGGCCAACUUCUCGUUACCGUGGGACGGGAUGGUAAUAAUCAGAUGUACCAUAUUGCUUGGGCUUGUGUAGAGGUUGAGGAUACAGAUAGUUGGGGUUGGUUUUUGCAAUUACUUGAAGAUGAUCUGGAUACCCAUGAUGGCAAGGGUUACACAAUUAUGUCAGAUCAACAAAAAGGAUUAUUGAAGGUUAUAACCAUUGUGUGGCCAACAGCUGAAACAAGAGUGUGUGCAAGGCACGUGUACUGCAAUUUCAGACAAGUAUAUGGUGGUGGGUUGGAGUACAAAAGAGGUUUCUGGAAAAUAGCAAAGAGCACAACGAUGAAUGAUUUCAAUGCAAACAUGGAUCUCUUUAAAGCUAUCAAAGUUGAAGCAGGUGAUGAUCUACUAAAAAGGAAUCAUACGAAAUGGAUUAGGGCCUUUUUCACAUCACAAUCUGAAUGUGAUUGUAUUGAUAACAAUAUGAAUGAAGUUUUUAAUGCGUAUAUCUUGUCCUCGAGGCACAAGCCAAUUGUAACAAUGCUCGAAGACAUAAGGGAGUCACUGAUGGAAAGACUUCAUAAGAAAAGGGACUUCAUUGCCAACAAGGAUAUAAUAAUCUGUCCUAGAAUUCAGAAAAGGCUAGAGAAAGAGAAGCUUGAUGCCCGAAGAUGGCUAGCUUUCUGGGAUGGACAUUUUUCUUAUGGUGUUAGAGAAGGAGCAACUCAAGUUAGGUAUGUUGUUAGUUUACUCGACAGAACAUGCAGUUGCAAUGCUUGGCAACUAAGUGGCGUGCCUUGCAACCAUGCUGUUACAGCAAUAUGGAAGGCGAUGGAACAUCCAGAACAUUAUGUUUCUCACUGGUAUUCAAAGGAAACAUAUCUGAAAGCUUAUUUGUUUCCUUUAGAGCCUCUGAAUGGUCCUCAACAGUGGCCAACAUCCAUGUACGAACCAGUCGAAGCACCAGGAUGUAAGAAGUUGCAGAACCGACCCACUGUGAAGAGGAAGCCAUCAGUUGGGGAAAAUGUGCAAGAUAAUAUCAAAUUGAGCAAGAAGGGACUGCCUCACAAGUGUUCUAACUGUGGGGAGGUGGGACACAAUAAGAGGAAGUGUUCUAUGCCUCUUAAGGUACCAACUGGACCACCUAUUCCUAAGAAAACAGCAACCAAGAAGACAACAACAACAACUACUCAGUCCGCACGCGCAGAAACAGCAGCAUGUCAAGCAGAAGAAGGGUUUUCAGUUGCUCCAAAAACAGAAGAAACAAACUAAGGGGAAGCAACCAAUGUGUGGGAAUGCACAGCAAGGGUUUGCACCAACUCAGAAUUCACAUACAUUUGUAGCAAUGCACAACAGAGGUGUUGGGGUUUACACUUAUCCCAAUGGCUUUCAAAGGCAGGCUAUGUUCAUUAACACACUUGGAUCGCAAACAAGUGUUGCAUCAACAACUUCACAUGAUCAAGCUAGAAAUUCAUCAACAAUUACAGACCAUGGAGGCUUACAUUAUCAAUUGUGAAAUGUAGGCUUCAAACUUGCUAGUCUGCUACUGAUUCUGCUGAGUUCUUCAACUUUCGGUCUAGGUACCUGCUAGUCUACUACUGAUUCUGCUGAGUUCUUCAAAAGUGUUGCACCUGAUUUUUCUUAAAGCUUGCGGUUGACCAUAAUUUUGCUCAAAAUGGAACCUGAUUACUAUAAAACAAUCAAGCAAGCUUCGUUUUUUUUGGUUUAAACAAUUAAGCAUUGCUGUAUUUUUUGUUUAAGAGCAUCAAACAGAGGAGCGUUGUACUUAUUUUGGCAUAUUUUGGUAGAGCAGCAGCAAGCAAAUAUUUUUUGGACUAUUUAAUUCAAUGCAAACUUUUCAGAUUUUA
Messenger RNA from Spinacia oleracea (spinach), 2614 nucleotides. RefSeq lists its product as uncharacterized. The record is from RefSeq and is a predicted model, not a curated record. Bases 522 to 2018 code for a protein of 498 amino acids. Lineage: Eukaryota; Viridiplantae; Streptophyta; Magnoliopsida; Caryophyllales; Amaranthaceae. Gene Ontology annotation, biological process: DNA transposition. Gene Ontology annotation, molecular function: zinc ion binding; transposase activity; DNA binding. The transcript has 3 exons.